UGAGCCUGGGCCAAGAAUUGCAUACAGCUGUAUCAUUCCUAUCUGCCGAAUACCUCCCCUUUCUCGAAGAUCUGUUUCUCGUAAUUAAUAACAAUGGCUCCGUACAAUGCGCGCUGGGGUAUUAUGGCUACCGGCUGGAUCGCCGAAGUCUUCACCAAAGACCUUCUAAUCGACUCUUCUCUCCGCGACGCCUCUGAUAUCAAACACACCGUAACAGCCGUCGCGUCUUCAUCUUCCAAAUCCCGCGCCGAGAAUUUCAUUGCCGAUCUCAACAUCCCUUCCCCUGUCGCUGCAUACGGCUCAUACGAAGAGCUCGUCUCCGACCCCAAUGUCGAUAUCGUCUAUGUCGCCACGCCUCACUCGCACCAUUUCCAAAAUACCAUGCUAGCCCUUAACGCCGGAAAGCACGUCCUAUGCGAGAAGGCGUUCACGGUGAAUGCGGCGCAGGCGAAGAUCCUCGUCGAGACGGCGAAGCAAAAGGGACUGUUUUUGAUGGAGGCUGUGUGGACGAGGUUCUUCCCGUUGAGUGUGCAGAUUAGGGAGAUUAUCAAGAACGGGGGGGUCGGAGAGGUUUUGAGAGUCGUUGCGGAUAAUAGUUUCGGGGAUGAUGUUGAGAGUAAAUGGGGGACGAAGCAUCGGAUGGUCAAUAUGGAUUUGGCUGGUGGUGCGCUUUUGGAUCUGGGAAUAUACUCCCUCACCUGGGUCUUUCAAACCCUAUACCACACACUUCCACGCGAGCAGCGCAAACCACCCUCCAAAAUCUCUGCGCACUUGACUCCCUACCAUCUCACCGGUGCCGAUGAAGCGACUACCAUCCUGCUCUCUUUCCCAACUACUACUCCCUCCAACAGCCCUACGCCAGGCCAAUCCCAAGCCGUGGCCAUGACGCAUCUCCGCAUCGCCUCUGAUCCAGAUGAGAAGAACUCCGCACGUCCUGCGAUCCGAAUCCAGGGCACGAAGGGAGAGAUUCAAGUCGACGGACCAGCUUUCCGUCCUCAGCGAUAUAGGGUUAUUUCCAAGAAGCCCGAGAACGGUGAAGCUCCGCCGGUGAAGGAGGUCGAGUGUCCCUUUCCUGGAAAUGGAAAGGGGAUGUAUUGGGAAGCAGACGAGGUGGCUCGGUGCGUGAGGGAUAAGAAGUUGGAGAGCGAGGGUAUGCCGUGGGAGGAGAGUAUUGCUAUUAUGGAGGUUAUGGAUGAGGUUCGUAAGCAGGGUGGAAUGACUUAUCCGGAGAAGAUCGAGUCGACGGUCUAUCCUACGCCGCUGUAGAGUGGGGUUGUGUUUACGAUUUUUUUUUUUUUUUUUCGUGGUCGGUUUUGAGACUAUGGUAGUUACUACUGACUUGUAAAUGAAAUGACGAUGUUGAUAGAAAAUGGGAUAUAACCAAGUAUUAAAUUAUGGGGGUUUUAUGCGAGAAUAAAGUUGAUCAUCUGAUAG
Paecilomyces variotii is the source of this 1434-nucleotide messenger RNA. RefSeq lists its product as hypothetical. The transcript is spliced from 4 exons. Lineage: Eukaryota; Fungi; Ascomycota; Eurotiomycetes; Eurotiales; Thermoascaceae. The record is from RefSeq and is a predicted model, not a curated record. Gene Ontology annotation, molecular function: nucleotide binding. Bases 94 to 1266 code for a protein of 390 amino acids.